Messenger RNA from Balaenoptera ricei (Rice's whale), 1011 nucleotides. RefSeq names its product Fc epsilon receptor Ia (gene FCER1A). The transcript is spliced from 6 exons. Bases 15 to 788 code for a protein of 257 amino acids. Gene Ontology annotation, biological process: cell surface receptor signaling pathway. Gene Ontology annotation, molecular function: transmembrane signaling receptor activity. NCBI's taxonomy places the organism in Eukaryota, Metazoa, Chordata, Mammalia, Artiodactyla, Balaenopteridae. The record is from RefSeq and is a predicted model, not a curated record.
CAGCCACAGAGGAAAUGCCUACUGCCAUGGGAACCCCUGCCCUGCUGUGGAUAGCUCUGUUGCUCUUCUCUCCAGAUGGCAUAUCAGCAGCCAUCUGGAAAUCUAAGGUAUCCUUGAAUCCCCCAUGGAACAGAGUAUUUAGGGGAGAGAAUGUGACUCUUACAUGUAGAGGGAACAAUUCCCUUGAAGAUGACUCCACUUUGUGGAUCCACAACAAAAAUCCUUUGGAAGUAAAAACUUCACGUUGGGACAUCGUGAAUGCAAGCAUCCAGGACAAUGGGGAAUAUAGAUGCCAAAACAAAGGAGUUAUCAUGAGUGAACCUGUGUACCUAGAUGUCAUCAGUGACUGGCUGCUCCUUCAGGCCUCUGCUGAGAUGGUGUUGGAGGGUGAGCACCUCUUCCUCAGGUGCCACGGCUGGAGGAAUCUGAAUGUCUACAAGGUGACUUACUUCAAGAAUGACAAAGCCCUUAAAUACUGGUAUGAGAACCACAACAUCUCCAUUACCAACGCCACAACAGGGGACAGUGGCACCUAUUACUGCAUGGGCACAAUUCAGCAGAUACGCUAUACUUCUAAUCACCUCAUCAUUAAAAUUCAAAAAGGUAAUGGUAAUAUGCAGCCAGUGCUGAGAGCCAUCAGUCUAAGUGAUCUAUUCCACUCCAGCUCCCCAAAGCAAAUAUUUCUGGCUACAAUUUCUUAUCCCAUUGUUGGUGAAGAUUCUGUUUGUUGUGGACACAUGUUUGUUUAUCUCGACCCAGCAGCAGUUCACAUUUCUCUUGAAGAUUAAGAGAACCAGGAAAGGCAACAGACUUAUGGACCCACAGCCCAGACCAGAACCCCCAAAGAACUGAUGUUACUGCUCAAGAAAUAUCUGCAAUAGCAAUUUCUUUCUGGCAUUAGCAAUUGCUUCUUAAUGGUUAAACACAGCUCACAAGGUACCAAGUGCUCAAGGCUUUACAGAACUGCUUCAUUAAACCAAUCAAAACUGGUCAAGUGACAUGUAAUAGUAA